AUGAAUGUUCAUGAGCAGCAGGAUGCAGCAGAAUAUCUGCAGAUGAUAUUAAACAAAGUUCCUGAGCCAGAGGUUUUCAGAGGAAUCAAGGAGACAUCUACAACAUGUUCUAACUGCGAACAUGCCUAUGAAGAGGACACAGAUUUUUUAUCCAUACCUCUGUCUAUUAAUGAGAAUGGAAAUUGUGAUGUGCAAUAUGCUUGGGAGGAGAAUUUAGGAGUCCAUGUCAUGAGUGGAGAUGAUCAGCUGUACUGUGUUAAAUGUAGAUCAAUGAGAGACAUGGAAACGAUAAAUUACAUUAAAAAGUGGCCAGAUAUUUUGACUCUUCAGCUGAAGAGAUUUGAGAUGAAGUACAUCCGAAAUGAGAUUUACUACCAGAAAAAUGAAUGCAGAGUUGAGAUUCCUUUACAUAAUCAGUUCAAACAGGGAUCAAAGAAUGAAUCUUCCCCAGAGUAUGAGCUGUAUGCCAUCAUUGAUCACUACGGCUCAUUCACUGGUGGUCAUUACGUCACACUCAAUAAAGAUCUGAGUGGAAACUGGUAUCAUUUUAAUGAUCACAUAGUCACACAGAUUCGUAAUACAGACUAUCAAUAUAUCAGCUCUAAUUCUGCACAUUUGUUAAUGUACAUAAAAGUGUCAGAAAUGUUCAAACUGAGACUGAAGGACGAGUUUCAGUAUCUGAAUGAUGUCUUCAUUGAACCACACAUCACAGAGAAACCUGAUUCUCACAUCAGUGAUAAGAGACCGAUCAUGCGCAACAACAUGUUUGAAGGCCAGAAUAUCAGGACAGUUUUGCUGAAGGGAGAUGCAGGAACUGGAAAAACUGUGACUGUGCAGAAGUUCAUCCUGGACUGGGCUGAAGAUAAAUCAAACACUCAUAUCGAUUAUAUAUUUCUGAUCCCUUUUCAGAAGCUGAACAUUAUCAGAGAGACGGUGAAGGAGUGUAGCUUCAUGCAGCUUCUGCAGCAAUGCUUUGAAAACACUGAACAUCUGACACUUCAUGACUCUGACAAGAUCAUGCUGAUAUUUGAUGGACUCAAUGAAUUUAAACUCCAGAACACAAAGAUUACUGAUAUAAACAAACCAGCCUCAGUCUCUGAUCUACUGACAAACCUGAUCAAGGGAAAUCUGCUUCCAAACGCUCAGAUCUGGAUCACCAGCAGACCAGCAGCAGCCAAUCAGAUUCCUGCUCGAUUUAUUGAUCGUGUGACAGAGAUCCAGGGCUUUGAUGACCAGCAGAAGCAGGAAUAUUUCAGAAAGAGCAUCAGUGAUCAGAGAAUGAGUGAUAAAGUCAUCAGUCACAUCCAGAAAUCUCCACGCGUCAGCAGCAUGUGUUAUUUACCAGAUUACUGCAGAAUCAUCGCAGAGAUUCCAGAGAAGAUGUUCAGUACAGGCCGAGAUGAUUUCCCCAAGACUCUCACUCAGAUGUACAGCAGACUCCUGUUAGCUCAGAUUAAACUGAUUCGAGAGAGAAAAGAGACCAUCAUAGCUCUGGGGAGAAUAGCGUUUGAGCUGCUGGUGAACAGAAACUCUCUCUUCUGUUAUGAAGACUUCAAGAAAUGUGGCAUUAGAGAUGAAAGUGAUCUGAUACGCUCAUCAAUCAUAAAGAAGAUUGAAGACAAAAGCAAGCGUACAUCAUUCUGUUUCGUGAAUCACAGAACACAGGAGUUUCUGGCAGCUUUAUAUGUGACUGAAGUCAUUAAUGUGAAUAAUCCACACCAGCUCAGACAUCUGUCCAGUCUGAAACUUGAAUUUGGAAAGGAGAACUUCACAGACUACUAUGUACUCGAGAACAUCAUGAAAAACACUUUAGAAAGACAGAUGGAUCUCUUCUUCUGCUUUUUACUGGGUUUGACGCUGAAAUCCAGUCAGAGAGCUUUAAAAGACCUCCUGAAACAGAGAGAAAGCAGCUCUUCAUCCAGUCAACUCACAGUUCAACACAUCAAAACACUGAUCGUGAAUUCCUCUCCAGAUGCAGACAAAUGCAGUCUCCUGUUUGACGCUUUGAAAGAGCUGGAUGAACGAUAUUUAAUCCAGGAAAUAAAAACACAGCUGAAAUCUGGACUGAGACUCUCUCCUGAUCAGUUUUCAGCUCUGGUGUUUGUGUUGCUGAACUCAGAAGAGCAGCUGGAUGAGAUUAAAUCUCAACGAUCAGAGGAACAAGAUCUGAUAGUUCGACCAGUCAUCAAAUCAUCUGGAGAACAUGAGAUAUAUCAGUGUGGAAUUGGUGUCAAAGCUUGUGCUGAUCUGAGUUCAGCUCUGAGAUCAAACCCAUCUCAUUUGAGGGAGCUGAACCUGAGUGGGAAUGCACUUGGAGAUUCAGGAGUGAAGCUGCUGGCAGAUCUUCAGUGUAAACUGGGGAAACUGGAUUCAGCUCUGAGAUCAAACCCGUCUCAUCUGAGAGAGCUGGACCUGAGUAACAAUAACAUUACAGAUUCAGGAGUGAAGCAGCUUUCAGAUCUACUAAAACAUCCCGAGUGUAAACUGGAGAAACUGGGGUUGAAAUCUUGUCGUAUUAAUGAGGAAGGUUGUGCUGAUCUGAGUUCAGCUCUGAGAUCAAACCCGUCUCAUCUGAGAGAACUGGACCUGAGUGACAAUUACAUUACAGAUUCAGGAGUGAAGCAGCUUUCAGAUCUACUAAAACAUCCCGAGUUUAAACUGGAGAAACUGUGGUUGAGAUCUUGUCAUGUUAAUGAGGUCAGUUGUGCUGAUCUGAGUUCAGCUCUGAGAUCAAAACCGUCUCAUCUGAGAGAACUGGACCUGAGUAACAAUUACUUUACAGAUUCAGGAGUGAAGCAGCUUUCAGAUCUACUGGCAGAUUCUCAGUUUAAACUGCAGAAACUGGGGUUGAGAUCUUGUUUUAUUAGUGACAGAGGUUGUGAUGAUCUGAGUUCAGCUCUGAGAUCGAACCCGUCUCAUCUGAGAGAACUGGACCUGAGUGACAAUAACAUUACAGAUUCAGGAGUGAAGCAGCUUUCAGAUCUACUAAAACAUCCUCAGUGUAAACUGGAGAAACUGUGGUUGAGAUCUUGUGGUAUCAGUGUCAGAGGUUGUGCUGUUCUGAGUUCAGCUCUGAGAUCAAACCCGUCUCAUCUGAGAGAACUGGACCUGAGUGAGAAUUACAUUACAGAUUCAGGAGUGAAGCAGCUUUCAGAUCUUCUAAAACAUCCCGAGUGUAAACUGGAGAAACUGUGGUUGAGAUCUUGUCAUAUUAGUGACAGAGGUUGUGAUGUUCUGAGUUCAGCUCUGAGAUCAAACCCGUCUCAUCUGAGAGAACUGGACCUGAGUAACAAUAACAUUACAGAUUCAGGAGUGAAGCAGCUUUCAGCUCUACUAAAACAUCCCGAGUGUAAACUGGAGAAACUGUGGCUGAAGAUUAUCAACCACAGCUGGUCACUGAGGUCACGCAAGACGAGAGCGAAUAGGAGAGUGACUGACGCAGACCUGGAGACCUGUUUUGAAAAGCUUAUCAUAAAUAAUUAAAUGGGGGGAAAAAUCACUACAAGCAGAGCAGUUGCUAUCAUCAGACUCCUUUCAUGAUUUAAUUUUGCAUUAAAUCACAACCUAUGUAUCUCAUCCACAGAGGCUUUCUUCAGUGAUCAUUUUAGAUUUUACAUAUUCAAAUAUUCAAUAACAUUGUCUCAGUGCUGAGCAGCAUAAACUCUGGUCCUUGACAAAGUUUAUGGGUGUAUUAUAAUUGAUUUUCUCUGGGUAAUCACUAACAUUUUGACAUAUUCCUCACGUAUAGCCAAAUUAUAGCUUCGGAAGGCUUAUAAUACAUGAAGUACAUUAAAAUCAAUUUUUGAGAUCUUGUCAGAAAUGGUGUAACUAAUGGAUGUCUCACUGGGGCUUAUAGGUCUCAGAAUAUCUUUUCAUGGCCCAAUUAAAAUAUUGUGAUGAACAGUAAA
Sinocyclocheilus anshuiensis is the source of this 3908-nucleotide messenger RNA. RefSeq names its product NACHT, LRR and PYD domains-containing protein 12-like. The coding region runs from base 1 to 3483 and encodes 1160 amino acids. Gene Ontology annotation, biological process: protein deubiquitination. The record is from RefSeq and is a predicted model, not a curated record. The transcript has 17 exons. NCBI's taxonomy places the organism in Eukaryota, Metazoa, Chordata, Actinopteri, Cypriniformes, Cyprinidae. Gene Ontology annotation, molecular function: protein binding; cysteine-type deubiquitinase activity.